AUUCUCGUCGCGUAUAAAAGAUCGGUUAAGAUAAAAAAUUGUAACUUAAGUUCAUUCUUGGUGAUUUCUGUUUAGUGGACUUCUACGAUGAGGAAUUUCUUUAUUCUGUUAAUUUAUUUUAACAUUUCUUGGUUAAAUGCAGACCCUUUAGUGAAAAUGUCGCAGGGAAUAUUGAAGGGUGUUACCAAGAAAACGAGAGAUGGAAGAAAUUAUUCUUCUUUCCUCGCGAUACCAUACGCAAAACCCCCAAUUGGAAAUUUAAGAUUCAGUAAUCCGGUUGCAGCAGAGGGUUGGAAUGGAGUUCGAUUAGCACAUACAGAUGCAGAUCAAUGUACCCAGCAAGUUGAUAGCGAAAUACAGGGAAGUGAAGAUUGCCUGUAUUUGAAUAUUCAUUCUCCAUGGUUAAAUUUCAAUUCACCGAAAAGCGAAACAAAAAAUUCUAAGCUGUUACCAGUUAUGGUUUGGAUCCAUGGAGGAGCUUUCGUAAGAGGAAAUAGUAGUUUGUUGAAUGCUGGUGGAGCUUACCUUCUCGACAAGGAUAUUGUGCUUGUAACUCUGAACUAUCGAUUAUCCAUCUUUGGCUUUUUCAGUACAGGAGAUACGGCAGCACCAGGUAAUUUUGGAUUAAAAGAUCAGGUUCUUGCACUAAAGUGGGUUCAGAAAAACAUCAUACUUUUUGGAGGAGAUCCAAAACAAGUCACAUUAUUUGGUGAAAGUGCUGGCGGCGCAAGUGUUUCUCUGCAUGCUAUUUCAAAAGCAAGUGAUGGUCUCUUUCAUCAGUAUAUUAUUCAAAGUGGCAGUUCACUGUGUCCGUGGGCAUAUCAAAAACGCAGUAGACUUGCCAAACAUGCAAAAAAAGUUGCAAGAAUUGUUUGGUGUCAUUUUAAACAAACAGAAAAACUUGUUGCCUGUCUAAAAAAAAAAAGUGUGAAGAAAUUAAUGAAGACAAUUCGUACAUUCGAUAAACUUUCCCGAUUUUCCCAAGUGACUUGGACGCCAACCGAUGAACCUAUAACUGAUGGAGCUUUCUUAACAGAUAGCCCAGCAAAUUUAAUUAAACAAAAUAAAAUGAAGGAUUUACCACUCAUGACUGGUCAAGUAGCUGACGAAGGAUUAUUAAUGACUAAGUAUCUAUAUAGAAGCUCCAAACCUUAUGAUCUACUCAGAGUAGCUCAUUUUCCACUAAUAGCAUAUACCGCAAAGUCUUUCUUUGAUUCUAAACAAGCAAUUAAAUUUACAAAAGCUGUAGAUAAAUAUUAUUUCAAGAGCUCUAUAUAUAAAUUAUCACGAAGCCAGUACCUAGAAGCUUUAACCAAAUUCAUUAGCGAUGGGUUUUUCCUUUAUCCGGAAGUAAGAUUAUUAGAAACUAUAGAGCCUAAGAGGAAAAAUCCUAUUUAUUUUUAUUCCUUCAAUUAUCGAGGAACUUACAGUCGUAAUGCCAAUAAAGAUCAUAAAAACCUUGGAGUCGGCCAUGGUGACGAACUUUCAUAUUUAUUUCCGGAACCACCAGCAAGAUUUGAAUCUGCACAUUUGAAUUAUGCUAAGAGCGACGAAUAUAUAAUUGAUUUAAUGGUGGAUCUUUGGACAUCGUUUGCAAUAAAUGGAAAACCUAUAUCAAAGAAGUUAGAUCAUCCUAAUCUGUGGGUUCCCUAUACUACAAAAACUAAAACCUUCCUUGAGAUUGGAGACAUCAACAAGAAAAUGGAUCGAAAAGUGACGUUAUCAAAUUCCUAUUACACUGAGCGAAUGGAUUUUUGGAGGCAAGCAUUACCAAAAGUGUUGUAACCAAUUGAAAAUAUUUAACAUAUUAAAUAUUUGUAUUACCAAAUCA
Belonocnema kinseyi is the source of this 1831-nucleotide messenger RNA. Its product is annotated as esterase E4-like. The record is from RefSeq and is a predicted model, not a curated record. NCBI's taxonomy places the organism in Eukaryota, Metazoa, Arthropoda, Insecta, Hymenoptera, Cynipidae. The transcript is spliced from 7 exons. The coding region runs from base 88 to 1785 and encodes 565 amino acids.